AUGCCUCGCAUCAGCGGUGAAUCUCUACUUCAUGUGCAAAAUAGAUUGGUGCUUGAUGUGUUACUUUAUGACAGAUUGUCCAUGAUGGAAGAGCAUAAAAGACUAAAGAAUUCCUUGACUUAUGAGCAGAGAAAUGCUUACGAAAACAUCGUUUCAGCAGUUUCGGCCGAUGCAGGGGGUUUGUUUUUUCUUUACGGUUUUGGUGGAACGGGAAAAACAUUUAUCUGGAAUACCCUGUCCACUUUUUUUAGAUCAAAUGGUGAAAUUAUACUUAAUGUUGCUUCUAGCGGAAUUGCUUCUCUUUUGCUUCCUAGAGGACGAACUGGACAUUCUAGAUUUCGUAUUCCCAUUCAAAUCACUGAAGAUUCAACCUGUAAUAUCACUCAAAAUUCUCCUAUUGCCGAGUUGCUGGCAAAAACAAAGUUAAUUAUUUGGGACGAAGCCCCAAUGGUACACCGAUUAUGUUUUGAGGCCCUGGACAAAACACUGAGAGAUAUUCUUAGAUUUUCUGAUAGUAGAUGUGUUGAUAAGCCAUUUGGUGGAAAAGUCAUUGUUCUGGGAGGUGACUUUCGGCAAAUAUUACCCGUAAUUCCUCGUGGCAGCAGACAACAAAUAGUCAAUGCAACAAUUAAUUAUUCUCAUCUUUGGUCCCAUUGUCAUUUGUUGACUUUGACUAAGAACAUGCAACUUACUACUGGAAAUGGGAUUAAAAAUUAUGCGGAAAUAAAGGAUUUUUCCAACUGGCUCCUAAAUAUAGGAGAUGGUGAUCUUGGAGAUAAUAUUGAUGGAGAAUCUAUGAUAACAAUUCCAGAUGUUGCUAUGAUAAACGAGCUUUUAAUGUCUUUGAUUCCUGGUGAAGAAAAGACAUAUUUCAGUUUAGAUAAUGUCUUGAAACAAGAUAAUAAUUCUCAAAUUGAAGAUGACGAGUUCUCACCUGAAAUUUUAAAUACCUUCUCCUGUUCCGGAAUUCCUGAUCAUAAAUUAAUUUUGAAGGUUAAUGUGCUGGUUAUGCUAUUGAGAAAUAUUGAUCAGUCAAGAGGUUUAUGCAACGGCACAAGAUUGCUUAUUUCAAGAUUAGGCAACCGUGUUGUUGAAGGAACUGUUCUUACCGAAAGCAAUAUCGGGGAAACUGUGUUAAUCCCUAGAAUGACGAUGAGCCCUUCAAGUCAUUCAUUUCCAGUACAUUUCCAAAGAAGACAAUUCCCACUGGUUGUUUCAUUUGCCAUGAGUAUCGACAAGAGCCAAGGACAAUCUCUUUCGCAUGUGGGCAUUUAUCUCUUUAGGCCCGUCUUUACUCAUGGGCAAUUAUAUGUGGCACAUUCACGAGUAAAGAGCAAACAAGGAUUGAAGAUAUUGAUACUUGAUGAUAAUGGUUGUGUUACAAAUCGUACCUUUAACAUCGUCUACAAGGAAGUAUUUCAAAGAUUAAUGUAG
Molecule: messenger RNA, 1434 nt
Organism: Gastrolobium bilobum
Lineage: Eukaryota; Viridiplantae; Streptophyta; Magnoliopsida; Fabales; Fabaceae
Exons: 2
Coding region: 1-1434 (477 amino acids)
Biological process (GO): DNA repair; telomere maintenance
Molecular function (GO): DNA helicase activity
Source: RefSeq, a predicted model, not a curated record